AUGUACCGCAAUCUCAUUCCAACUUCCUCUACCAAAUUCAAUGCCAAUGCCAAUAUCAAUGCCAAUACGAAUACCAACUUGUAUCAUCUCUUCGCCGGUCAGCAAUAA
Molecule: messenger RNA, 108 nt
Organism: Sclerotinia sclerotiorum 1980 UF-70
Lineage: Eukaryota; Fungi; Ascomycota; Leotiomycetes; Helotiales; Sclerotiniaceae
Exons: 1
Coding region: 1-108 (35 amino acids)
Source: RefSeq, a predicted model, not a curated record